Microbotryum saponariae is the source of this 634-nucleotide messenger RNA. The record is from the annotation of a GenBank genome assembly. NCBI's taxonomy places the organism in Eukaryota, Fungi, Basidiomycota, Microbotryomycetes, Microbotryales, Microbotryaceae.
AUGGUCCAGAUCCAGGAAGUGACCAACGAAGACGCGUGGUCGGAUGCGUCCUCGAACGCGUCGGACGACUCGCUCUCGGCCGCUCAACGACCCGGCGCCGCGCUCGACUCGGACGACGAUCACGACGACGACGACGACGACGACCUCGACCUCACACCUUUUGACCCCUCCACCGAAACGUUUUCGAGUCGUUUCUACGCUCUCAAGGACAUGAUCCCCCCCUCCACCCGAGCCUCACUGCACACCUCCGCGUCCACUCUCCAUUCCUGGGCCUGGAGUCUCGGUACUUGGGGAGGCAGUGCGGCGUGGAUCGCGUGCACGAGUGCGAUCUUGGUCGGUUUGCCCUUGAUGUUGGCCAUCGAGGGGGAGGCAGGUUUGGUGCAGCAGGAGUUGCAGUACAUGGGGCAGCAGGUCAGUUUUUUGUUCUUUUUACUUUGCGCGAAUGCGACCACGAAAACGAGAUCUCGCCCACCCAUCGGCAGAUUGUCUGCUCUGCCCGGGAAAGACCCUGCUUAUCGAAUACGAUCUAUGAUUAACAUCCAAUGUUCUCCCUCGACAGGCCGCGACACCGCAAGCGCAAACGCAAUUCGCCCAACCGGCGCAACCGGGCCAGAUCGUACCCCCCGGCUUUUAA